This is a messenger RNA of Rhinolophus ferrumequinum (greater horseshoe bat), 1170 nucleotides long. RefSeq lists its product as uncharacterized. The transcript is spliced from 2 exons. The record is from RefSeq and is a predicted model, not a curated record. The coding region runs from base 366 to 1139 and encodes 257 amino acids. NCBI's taxonomy places the organism in Eukaryota, Metazoa, Chordata, Mammalia, Chiroptera, Rhinolophidae.
UCUUUCCAAAGUAGCCGCAUCCUAUUGGUUCUCCCGAUUGGUUCUGUUUCAUGGCCCUCGCCACACGUCGAAAUUGCAUAUCAUGUGUUCCCUAUAUGGUCUCCCUCAUAAGUGGUCAGCCUGUAAGGGCAGGUGUGUUUCAAGUUUCCAGCGCCCAGCACGAUAGUAGCUCAAUACAUAUUCUUGAGCCUCUAUGCAUAUUAGAUUCAGCUUAAGAAAUACUAAUAGGGCUCAGUAAGUAUUAGCUGAAUGAAUGAACACGGCCUUUAAGAAGCCACUCCCCAAGGUCCGAACCGGGCGUCCGAGGACAACCUCUCUCCCUCAACGCCCGCCCCAACCCUCCAUCCCACGGAACUGAAAACCAGAUGUGUUCAGAACCGGCUUGCAAUUCACGGCGCAUUUCAGGCUUCCACACUCUUUGCAAGGAAAGCUACAAAGAUGUCAGCGGAGAGACACGCAUGUGGGGAAGGGUGAAAGGCGCGUUUGCCUUUGCGUUAAAUCUCUAUCCGGGACCCAGGACCAACAGCCAGGUGAGCCGGAGCGGGUGCAGGCGCCGCGUCCGCUUUAAGGGGCCGUCUCCGAGCCGGUGGGCGGGGCGCUCCCGGAGGCUCCGGCCGCGCGGCCUCUACGCCCGAUCCCCGGCCCUCCGCACCCGCGUCCUUGCUCCAGCCGCCCGGUCCUCGGCCCUCCGCACCCGCGUCCUUGCUCCCGCCGCCCGGUCCCCGGCCCUCCGUAGGCCCCCACGCCCCGCUCUCGGUGCUCGGAUCCCAGGCCCACCGCACCACCUCUCCGCUGUCGGCGCCCUUCUCCCCGGCCUUCUGCUCCCCUCCCCCGCCCUUGGCGCCUCAGCCCUUGGCAGCACCCACACCCCCUCCCGGACGCUACUCCCAAUCCCGCUCGGCCCCUGGGCGCUCCCGCCCUCUGCGGGUGCCGGAACGAAACCGCGAUUCCGCACCGGCCCUGGUGCGCGCGGUGACACUGCGGCCGCCGGCUCUGUCUCCCGCAGCUGGGCCACCUCGCGCAGGUCGCGUGCCCGCCCUAGGCCUGACUUCGCGUCUGGCUUGGCUCCUCCGGUUCUCCCAGUGGGUUCAGUUCUGAAAGUCCCCGGGCGUAGGCUCCUAGGGGGCCUCGGGCCUUAGGCCAAGGCCAGGUACCCAGAGCGAGUGGGGC